This is a messenger RNA of Triplophysa dalaica, 714 nucleotides long. RefSeq names its product SPT4 homolog, DSIF elongation factor subunit (gene supt4h1). The transcript has 5 exons. Lineage: Eukaryota; Metazoa; Chordata; Actinopteri; Cypriniformes; Nemacheilidae. Bases 128 to 481 code for a protein of 117 amino acids. Gene Ontology annotation, cellular component: DSIF complex; nucleus. Gene Ontology annotation, biological process: regulation of transcription elongation by RNA polymerase II; positive regulation of DNA-templated transcription, elongation; chromatin organization. The record is from RefSeq and is a predicted model, not a curated record. Gene Ontology annotation, molecular function: RNA polymerase II complex binding; zinc ion binding.
AAGUGCUAACUUAUGUGGACCCAGUGCUAAUGCUACAAUCUUGUUCUUUACAACUUCCAUUGUAUUGAAGCGUUUACAUUUAUUAAUUUCUUUUGUAAAUUGCAAUAUAUCUCAAUAACGUACAGCAAUGUCUCUGGAGACUGUCCCAAAAGACCUUCGUCAUUUGAGAGCGUGUCUGCUGUGUUCUUUGGUCAAGACUAUUGAUCAGUUUGAGUACGAUGGAUGUGACAACUGUGAGUCAUAUCUACAGAUGAAGGGCAAUCGAGAGAUGGUUUAUGAAUGCACAAGCUCUUCCUUUGAUGGUGUUAUUGCAAUGAUGAGCCCAGAAGACAGUUGGGUGGCAAAAUGGCAAAGAAUUGGCAACUUCAAGCCAGGUGUCUAUGCGGUGACAGUUACAGGCCGGUUACCACCAGGUGUUGUGCGAGAGCUGAAGAGCAGAGGGGUCAUCUACCGCUCCAGAGACACUGCUGUGAAAACAUGAGGAUGAUUUACAUUACAGAUUAUGAAUUCGAUUUUUGUAAAGUAGUGUGUGUUGCUGCAUAUUGAACAUCCUGUUUUUUUUAUUCUUCCAUGCAUCUCAGUGUUUCACGUCUUAAAUAAUGUUGAAUAUUCAACCAUUGGUCGGGGGCUAGGGUUUGGGCUUGCAUUUGAUACAGAUUUUUUUGGUUAUUCUAUGUAAAGGAUUUAAAUGUGAAUAAAAGUGUUAGACACAGA